AGGAGAGAUAUGCUCUUGGGCUUCGGUUAAAUGAUGUAAUAAAGGUUGCUCAAUUAUACUUUGUGCUCGAAGAUCUUCCAGAAUCUCAUCCAAAAAAAAUUUUUGUAGACUCUAUUGACCUAUCUAUAACAAUAAAAGACAUUCUUUAUAUAUUUUUCAAUUCUAAUAUGAAUGCCCCAGAUAAAGAUUUGCACAAAAUAUUUGUUUUUGGAAUCAAAUUAUAG
Molecule: messenger RNA, 224 nt
Organism: Dentiscutata erythropus
Lineage: Eukaryota; Fungi; Glomeromycota; Glomeromycetes; Diversisporales; Gigasporaceae
Source: the annotation of a GenBank genome assembly